GGUUACUUGGUUACUUGGUUACAAGUCCGGUGCUGUUGAUGCGCAGUUUGCGUACCGGACCAGCUCUAAAUGACCUCAUGGAGUAGCCUACUAGUCUAGAGAGGGAGGAGCUCGCGCCCUACCUUCGGUCCAUCAAGGGAUUCAUGUGGAGUUAAGCUGUCGGAAAACUUUUUCUACUGGGAUAUCCAUGACAUUUACCAGGGGGAGAGUGAGAGGAUUCCAAGAAUCGGAUCAUGUUCAAGGCAGUGCUGAAGAAGAACAGAGACGGAGGGAAGGGGAGCAAGAAGGAGCCAGCGGGUGAUCUCCACAGUGCCCAGCGAAGGUGCCCGCCAGGCGGAGGUGCACCCCAAAUCCAUGAGCCUGGCAGCCUCCACCACCCCUAUGUCCCAGAGGAUGUGUUCAGACUGAGCCUGGCCAAGGGCGUGUCCAUGUCCCUGCCCUCAUCUCCCCUGCUGCCUCGUCAGUCCUACAUGAUGCCCUUGCGCUCCAGCAAGAGAUCCCCUGGACCAAUCAGGAAGCCCAAGUAUGUGGAGAGCCCUCGCGUUCCCGGGGACUCCAUCAUCUCAGCGCUGAGGAAAGUGGCUGACAGCAAGACAGAGUCCUCCCACAAUGCAGAGCUGCAAGCUGAGAAAGAGCCAAACUCCUCCUCCUCCCCUGCCACUCAGGAGCUGAUGACAAGGCUGGGCUUCUUACUGGGAGAAGGGAUCCCGGGCACGGCUCGCAUACCUAUGGAAGACAAGAAUGAAAAAAAGUGCUCAGUGACAGGUCAGGGUAUCAGUCCCUGCUCCAGUCUGACCAGUAGCACGACGUCCCCCAGCACAGAGAGCCCGUGCUCCACCCUGAACAGCAACGCCAGCCACAGCCUCAGACACAGCAGCAGUGGUCACGGCAGACCUCCCCCGAGUCACUCCAGCCCCUGUGGGACCAUCACCAGCCCCAGCUCCACGCUCGAGAGCAAGGACAGCGGGAUCAUAGCCACCAUCACCAGCUCCUCAGAGAAUGAUGACCGCAGCGGCUCCAGCCUGGAAUGGAGUAAAGAUGGCAGCCUGAGGAGCAGCGCGCACCAUGGCCUGGCUCCCAGCGUGCGUGUCGAUACGUGCUCUCCCGUGGCCGAGGAAGACCCCAGCGGGCCCCCAGAGACCCCCGCCCUGUCCAGGACGGAGUACCCAGCAGGGGCCGCAGGAGGAGCAGCAGCAGCAGGACCAAGCAACCCACCGGAGGGCCCCGUUCCAUACCCCACAGCACACACUUCCUCGUCCCUCAUGAUGCCACGGCCCAACUCUGUUGCAGCCACCAGUUCGACCAAGCUGGAAGACCUGAGCUAUCUUGAUGAACAACGUAAUACUCCUCUGCGGACGUCCAUUCGGCUGCCCUGGCAUAACACAGGUGGGAGGGCACCACAGGACUCUAAAGCCCGCUUUGCUCCCUACAAGCCGGUGGACAUCAUGCUCAAGCCGCUGCUGUUCGAGGUGCCCAGCAUCACCACAGACUCAGUGUUCGUGGGCCGCGAUUGGCUCUUCCAGCAGCUGGAGGACGUGCUGAAGGGUGGCGGCGAGGCCGGAGAGAGCCGUGGCGCCGUGGUCAUAGGCAAUGUGGGCUUCGGCAAGACGGCUAUCAUCUCCCGGCUGGUGGCGCUCAGCUGUCACGGCGGCCGCAUGCGGCAGAUCGCCUCCAACAGCCCCAGCGCAUCGCCCAAAAGUGGUGGGGACACCCAGAGCACAGACCUCCCCCUCAGCCAGCCGCCCCAGCCCACCCCGCCCCCCAGCGCCACCAACACCCUGAGGAACAACAGCUGUCCCGGCACCCCAGAGAUCCAGAGACGCAAGGAGGAGGCCGUCAAACGGCUGGCCACCAAGGUGGUUGCGUAUCACUACUGCCAGGCUGACAACACCUACACCUGCCUGGUGCCAGAGUUUGUGCACAGUAUCGCCGCCCUGCUGUGCAGAGCACCCCAGCUCACCGCCUACAGAGAACUGCUGCUGAAGGAACCCCAUCUACAGAGCAUGCUCAGUCUGCGCUCCUGUGUCCAGGACCCUAUGGCAGCCUUCCGCAGGGGCGUGCUGGAACCGCUGGCCAACCUCCGCAAGGAGAGGAAGAUUCCCGAGGAAGACCACAUCAUCCUGAUAGACGGGCUGAACGAGGCAGAGUUCCACAAGCCAGACUACGGAGACACCAUCGCCUCCUUCAUCACUAAGAUCAUCUCUAAAUUCCCCUCCUGGCUCAAACUACUGGUCACUGUCCGAGUCAACCUACUGGAAAUCACCAGCCUCCUCCCCUUUUCCAAGAUCUCUCUGGACGAAUUCCCAGAGAACAAAGAGAUCAACACGGACCUCAACGCCUACAUCCAGUACCGCAUCAAUGGCAGCAAGGACAUCAUGAACAACAUCUCCCUCAAUGGCAAGGCUGACCCUAUCAUCGUGGGGAAGGUGAGCAGCCACCUGAUUGCCCGCAGCCAGGGUUCCUACCUGUACCUCAAACUGACCCUGGACCUGUUCGAGAGGGGCCACCUGGUCAUCAAGAGCGCCAGCUACAAGGUGGUGCCCGUGUCGUUGGCCGAGCUCUACUUACUCCAAUGCAAUAUGAAGUUCAUGACCCAGUCGGCUUUUGAGCGCUCGCUGCCCAUCCUCAACGUGGCGUUGGCAUCGUUACACCCCAUGACAGACGAGCAGCUGUUCCAUGCCAUCAACGCGGGUGCCGUGAGCGGCGAGCUGCCCUGGGGCGACUUCCAGCAGCGCAUGGAGACGCUGUCCUCUUUCCUCAUCAAACGACGGGACAAGACACGCAUGUUUUGCCACCCGUCCUUCAGAGAGUGGCUGGUGUGGAGGGCGGACGGAGAGAGCACCGAUUUCUUCUGUGACCCCAGGAGUGGACACGCGCUCAUGGCCUUCAUGCUGUCACGACAAGAGGGGAAACUGAACCGGCAGCAGACCAUGGAGCUGGGUCACCAUAUCCUUAAAGCACACAUCUUCAAGGGUCUGAGUAAGAAGACAGGCGUGUCGUCCAGCGUGCUGCAGGCCCUGUGGAUCAGCUGCAGCGCUGACGGCCUCUCUGCAGCCCUGGCCUCUCUGAGGAACCUCUACACCCCCAACGUCAAGGUGAGUCGUCUACUGAUGCUGGGCGGGGCCAACGUGAACUACCGGACAGAGGUGCUGAACAACAGCCCGGUACUGUGUGUCCAGUCCCACCUAGGCCACCAGGAGAUGGCUGGCCUGCUGCUGGAGUUCGGGGCCACCGUCGACGUGGUGUCCGAGAACGGCAUGAGCCCUCUCUCCUUUGCCUCGGCCGCCGGACACCUGGGCCUGGUCAGCCUGCUCUGCAAGAGAGGAGCCAAGGUUGACCAUGUGGACAAGAGCGGUCAGUGUGCUCUGGUCCAUGCUGCUCUGAGGUGCCACCCUGACAUCAUCUACCACCUACUGGAGCUGGAGUGGACCCCCGAGGGCCAGCAGCAGAACUGCAGCCUGAAGAACAAGGCCCUACAGCAGGCUCUCAUUGCUGCCUCCAGCAUGGGACACACGCAGGUUGUCAGAGGCUUGUUGGUGUUGAAUAACGAGCAUAGCGUGCAAAUUGAUGGCCAUGACACUCUAUGGGGAGAAACAGCUCUGACAGCGGCGGCGGGCCGGGGCAAGAUGGACGUGUGUGGCUUCCUGCUGGAGCACGGGGCCAUGGUGCAGCAGGUCAACCGCAGGGGGGUCUCCCCUCUCUUCUGUGCUGUCAGACAAGGACACUGGCAGAUUGCAGAGCUGCUGCUGCAGCAGCAGCAUGGUGCUGACGUGAACAUCAGUGACAAACAGGGACGGACACUACUCAUGGUGGCGGCGUGCGAGGGCCACCUGAGCACUGCCGACUUUCUGCUGUCAAAGGGUGCGUCGUUGACGUCGAUGGACAAGGAAGGGUUAACGCCCAUGAGCUGGGCGUGUUUGAAAGGACAUAAGAACGUUGUGCAGUUUCUGGUUGAGAAGGGUGCGGUCAUAGACCACACAGACAAGAAUGGACGGACUCCGCUGGACCUGGCCGCCUUCUACGGCGACGCAGAGAUUGUCCAUUACCUGGUGGAGAAAGGAGCAGUGAUAGAGCAUGUAGACUACAGUGGUAUGAGGCCGUUGGACCGGGCGAUAGGGUGUCGGAACACGUCGGUAGUGGUGACCCUGCUGAAGAAAGGGGCUAAACUGGGCUACAGAACAUCGCCUUAUGAUCGAUCAGGGAAUGCAGCCUGGGCUAUGGCCACGUCUAAGCCUGACAUCCUCAUCAUUCUCCUGCAGAAGCUUAUGGAGGAGGGCAACGUGCUUUACAAGAAAGGGAAGAUGAAAGAGGCAGCCCAGAGGUACCAGUAUGCUCUGAGGAAGUUUCCCAGGGAAGGGUUCGGUGAUGACCUAAAGGCCUUCAAAGAGCUGAGGGUGUCUCUGUACCUCAACCUCUCCCGCUGUCGCAGGAAAACCAACGACUUUGGCAUGGCUGAGGAGUUUGCAACAAAGGCCCUGGAGCUGAAACCCAAAUCGUACGAGGCCUAUUACGCCCGCGCCCGAGCUAAGAGAAGCAGCAGGCAGUUCACAGCAGCCAUGGCUGACCUGCACGAAGCUGGAAAGCUGUGCCCCAACAACCGGGAGAUCCGGCGGCUGCUGGCCCGUGUGGAGGAGGAGUGUAAGCAGAUGCAGCGCAGCACCACCCAGGGCAACCCGCAGGGGGCAACGUCCUCGUCCAACCAGGCUCCGGUGAACCACGACUCUGACCACGAACACGAGGAGGAGGAGGAGGAGGAGGAGGUGUCGGAGCAUAGAGUGGCUGUCAGUAGAGGUCUGGAUGGACAGAACACUCUGAGGUUGAACGAUGUGGAAGAGGAGGAGGGGACUUCUCAGCAGUCUCAACACUCAGAUAGGAGAGGAGAGAAGGGUGAGCCCUGGCCUCAGAAGAUCUACUCCCUCAAUAGAACUCUGCCUGACUCACUCAGUCUGGCCACCCAGCCGCCGCAGCAGCAGAACACCAGGCCUGGCUCUCCCCCCUCCGGCCUCACAGGCCCUGGAAGGCUGAGUCACCACCGCUACCCCCCCAGGGAGCCCAGAGAGCCCUUGGCCCAGCAGGGUCUGGUCCUCCAGCCCACCAAGCAGGCCCAGAUAGUGAAAACCAACCAGCACAUGAGCUCCCUGCAGGCAGGAGGCCGCUCCUCGGGGGCCAAGUCCCAGUACGCUCCCUCCAGCCCCCUGCCCAGCCGACACAUGUCCAGCAUGCUGAAGCCAGGUCCAGGGCUAGGCAUUGACAUCAGCCCUCUACCGCCCCCUCCUGACGAGCCCGUCUACGGGGAGCAACGCCUGUCCAUGGCUGCUGCCUCGCAGUCCCAGAACAUGGCUAUGGGCCAUCACUGUGACAGGGACAGCGAGUCCCUGCACUUGUCCCAGACCACCUACUCCUCCUGCAAUGCCCAGGACCGUCUGUCUGCCCACUCGGUGUCCUCCCUGGACGCUCUAACUUCAGUGUCUCCCCAGGGCCUCCUCGACGCUGCAGGGCCAGGCCAGGAGCGGAGGAAGGAGUGCGGGGGUAAUGGGGUCUCCCAGGCAUGCUCCCAAGGGGUAGGCAGCAACAUCAGGGUGUCCAGCUCCACCAGCUCCCUGGCCUCCAGCAGUAGUCUGUCUGACAGCGGCAAGCUGCAGGGCCCUGACGUACGCACCAAAACCACCACAGACAAGGCAAAGCAGGGCCAGAACCAGGGAGGCACGAGCGAGUGGAAACCCAGGCCCUUCAUGGGCAUCAUGGACAAGACAGCACGCUUUCUUCAGCAGCAACAACAACUGCAGCAGCAACAGCAGCACCAAGGACUCCAGAGCCACCCGGGCCUUCAGCCCCCGACCGGAGCCCUCCGCAGCUGGCAGAGUCACUCCUCGGACGGAUUAGUGUGCCAAUCUAUGUCUGCCAUGGGCCUACAGGCGACGGGGGCGAACUGUGAGCUACCUUAUGCCAAAACAGGGAGCACUUACUACGAGCAGCUCAAAGCUCCAUCUCAGGGUGCUAUGGGGAGCCUGCAGAACGGAAUGCACUCGAAGGAAUUCACAGAGAAGUUCUGCCAAGCAGCCACCUGUUACAAGGAAUCCAAGCCAGCGCUGGCCAUGCCGUCGCAUGCUUUUGUGGACAGUAAGCCCAAGCAGCCGAGUUUAGCCCGAGAUAAUCCCGCCAUUCACGUAGCCUCAAUGAAACCAAAGCGAUCAUUCAUAGAGUCAAAUGUGUAGGGAUAUGUAUUCCCCCUUCUCUCAACACACACACAGACACACACGCAGACACAUGCGCGCAUACCAACACACAGAUACGCACGCACUUAUACACAACACACACAUUGUACACACACUCAAGACACACAUUAACACUCAACACACACACACAUGCAUACACACACACACACACAGAUACGCAUGCACAUACACACACACACACACACACACAUUGUACACACACUCAAGACACACAUAAACACUCAACACACACACAUCUCUUAGCAAAAAUUCCAAGUGGAGGGAUUGCUUAAGUUUUUAACAGGCCAUCGAACAAUUGGGUUUUAGGUCUAAACUUUGAAAGAAUUUUGUUCCCCCUGGUGAAUAUCUGCCACAGGCAGCGUUUUGAGUGAAGCAGAAACAGAACGGAUUUCUUUCUUUCCUACUAAUGCAUACGGCUGUUUGCUUCUGUUACAGGACGACAUGCUCCCUGUCAUUCAGCAAAGCUGGAGACAUUGCACUGAGACAGUCAUUGGGCAUGUACUAAUAGACAAAACAGUCACGGCACUUUACGCAUUUACAUAGGCCUUUAAGUAAAGUGCUUAUACAAUAUAAUGUUAUUACUGAGUUGUUGAAGGUUGAGUAUAAAACAAUAUGUGCAUCCCAAAUGGCACCGUAUAUAGUGCUCUACAUUUGACCAACUCUGGUCAAAAGUAGUGCACUACAUAGGGAAUCGGGUGCCAUUUGGGACGCAUUCAAUGGGAUUUGAACUGUGUUCAUUGUGUCAAUGGUGCUGAAGGAAGAAUUUUGGAGCUAUAUACAGUGCGUUCGGAAAGUAUUCAGACCCCUUGACUUUGUCCACAUUUUGUUACGUUACAGACUCAUAAAAUUUCCCUCAUCAAUCUACACACAAUACCCCAUAAUGAUAAAGCGAAAACAGGUUUUUAGAAUGUUUUGCAAAUGUAUUCAAAAUAAAAAACAUUAUCUUAUU
Molecule: messenger RNA, 7185 nt
Organism: Salmo salar (Atlantic salmon)
Lineage: Eukaryota; Metazoa; Chordata; Actinopteri; Salmoniformes; Salmonidae
Product: protein TANC1
Molecular function (GO): protein binding
Source: RefSeq, a predicted model, not a curated record